Molecule: messenger RNA, 2287 nt
Organism: Helianthus annuus (common sunflower)
Lineage: Eukaryota; Viridiplantae; Streptophyta; Magnoliopsida; Asterales; Asteraceae
Product: NAC domain-containing protein 105
Exons: 3
Coding region: 908-2020 (370 amino acids)
Biological process (GO): regulation of DNA-templated transcription
Molecular function (GO): DNA binding
Source: RefSeq, a predicted model, not a curated record
CUCUCCUGAUUUUAAUGCUAGUAUCUUGCUAGCAUGCUUAUAUAUAUGGGGUUGUAGAGUUAGCAUUUUACUUGCAUUUAUAAGAGAAAGGGGUUAUUGGAGUCCAUAAAUUUCACAUAGCUCUACUUCGUUCUUAAGAUUGAUAAUCUUGAGCAAAGAGAUCAAUGUUAGCUCGCGUGUGGUUUAGGUUUUCAUGAAAUUAUGUACUCUUGAGUUCAUGAUGAGCUAGCCUUAAUUUCAUAUGUUAUGGUUGUGAUCUUGAACCCUUCAUUCCCUCGAACACAAGUAUUUGAUCAAUUUAGCAAAUUGUUAGCUCCAAUUAAAUCGACAGUAUGUCCUGACAUAAGGGGUAUUUAGCGACGACAUCUGUCGCCCCUAUGCCUUGUUUUCUUGUAGUGAUUAUCUGCGAAUCGAUAUAUUGCAUUCAUUAUAAACUAAAUAAAUGGUUUUAAACUUCAGUAUGGUCUUCAUAAAAAAUACUCUAUAUAUUCUGAUCAAUCUUGGUUGGAAUCAGUUUGAUCAACCCCAUUGCACCAACCACAAAAACUUUGUUAUUUCUGAUUUAUAUUAUCCUUGAAUUUGAAACAUUCUAACCGUCAUUUAACCAAUUAACUAGGUACUGUAGUGAAUUGUUACAUUGAGCCCGCAAAAGGUUCAUUACGUUGCACUUGAAAGUUUCAAACACUUGCUCUCCCAAGUUCUACCCUCUUCAUGUACGCUUGAUAGAUCGAAUUAGAACGAUAAAUGAUAAUUAUUAUUUACAUAUAUAACGUAGUCGAUACAUCAAUCAUUAGAUGCAUGAAUUCAAAAUUUGCAGUGUGAUCAUAGUAGUUCCUAAACUAAAUCCAUCAAUCAAACCAAACUGGAUGGCAGGUUGAAAUUUUCGUAAAAACAAAGAAAAAGAGAUAUGAACACAUUUUCACAUGUACCUCCUGGCUUUCGGUUCCACCCCACUGAUGAAGAGCUUGUAGAUUACUACUUAAGGAAGAAGAUCAACUCAAGAAGGAUUGACCUAGAUGUCAUCAGAGAUAUUGAUCUUUACAAAAUUGAGCCAUGGGAUCUGCAAGAGCUAUGUAGGCUGGGUACCGAAGAGCAACACGAAUGGUAUUUCUUUAGUCAUAAAGAUAAGAAAUAUCCAACUGGAACCCGAACGAAUAGAGCUACAACAGCAGGAUUCUGGAAGGCUACGGGAAGAGACAAGGCGAUUUACUCGAAGCAUGACUUGGUUGGGAUGAGAAAGACAUUGGUUUUCUAUAAGGGCCGUGCUCCCAACGGACAAAAAUCAGAUUGGAUAAUGCACGAGUAUCGGCUUGAAACGGAUGAAAACGCAACCACAACUCAGGAAGAGGGGUGGGUGGUAUGUAGGGUAUUCAAGAAAAGAUUACCCACAAUGAGGAGAGCAAGUGAACAUGAAUCACCAAUUUGGUAUGAAGAUCAUCAAGUCUCAUUCAUGCCAGAUAUUGAUUCACCAAACCAAAACAAUUCUUUAUCUCACUCUCACUUGGUGAACCCUAAUUACCAAUACCCUUAUGGGUCUUGCAAGAAAGAGCUAGACCAGAUGCAAAAUUACCAGAUUACCCCUGAUCAUUUCCUCCAACUUCCUCUUUUGGAGAGUCCAAAACUACUCCCUACUUUCAAUGCUUCCAUGCCCAUUUAUGGUAUUAACACAAACCAAGCCGGAGUUAUCAACUAUCAACCACCUUCACUCACACAUGACGAAAACAACAGCAAUAGUCAUCCAAAUCAAGAUCAAAAUGUCAACAAUCAAGUGACCGAUUGGCGAGUUCUUGACAAGUUUGUUGCAUCACAGCUACUUAGCCAGGGUGACGUCAUUUCAACUAAAGAAGAUCAUUUUGCAAAUAUGGAUGAUAACAUCUUGCAGUCGCAUGAUGAUCAUGAAAGAUCAAACUCUGGGCUCAUUAAACAUCAGAACAAGCAAGAACUCGAAAUGCCAGGGGUACUGCCAGAUCAAGAUGCCUCAAAUUCUACCUCCAGUUGUCCAAUUGAUCUGUGGAAAUAAAAGAAAAGGUCGUUUUCAAAGUCAUUAAAUGGAAGUAUAGAAGCAAAUUUCAAUUGUUAUUGUACAUAAUAAAGAAUUUAAGUGCUUAUAUACAUGUAACCCUAUAUAUUAAAGUUUAUACAUUGUCAAUUAGACUAUAUAUACGGAAUGCCCCUUAAUAUUAUUGUCAGUUAAGCUAAAUAUUAAUGAGGAUUGUAUAUGUUAUAACUAAAAAAUCAAGGGAUUGUUUAGUUAUCAGUAUUGUAGCCUUGUAGGAAUGGGAGUGUU